This is a messenger RNA of Penicillium griseofulvum, 336 nucleotides long. RefSeq lists its product as uncharacterized. The transcript has a single exon. NCBI's taxonomy places the organism in Eukaryota, Fungi, Ascomycota, Eurotiomycetes, Eurotiales, Aspergillaceae. The record is from RefSeq and is a predicted model, not a curated record. Bases 1 to 336 code for a protein of 111 amino acids.
AUGCAAAUCGCCGGUCUGAAACUUGUUCUCCUGGCAUCCCUUCUCGGGCAGUCGGACGCCUUACUCUUUAAGUGGACCAGAAUUUCCCCCAACCACUGUGCUAUGCUGCCGUUUACCUUUGGAUUCCCCGAUCCCGGAUGUCCUGGUGGUGCGGCACUCCCGGCGGCAGCUCCCCCAGCGCCAGACCCAAAGGCUGUCGCUGCCGCCUACUGCAAUAGCAUUGCAGCUGGUGCCAUUGCCGUAUUCCGAGCCGAUGAUAGCCACUAUGGCUGCUUCAAUGACCCGUGCCAGGAGACCUUCCCUGGCAGCAACGAAAUCAAUGGUGUAUGCAGAUAG